Racocetra persica is the source of this 1111-nucleotide messenger RNA. The record is from the annotation of a GenBank genome assembly. NCBI's taxonomy places the organism in Eukaryota, Fungi, Glomeromycota, Glomeromycetes, Diversisporales, Gigasporaceae.
CGAAGAUCCAAGAGAACGUGACUUUUUAAAGACGACAUUGCACCGAAUUUAUGGAAAAUUUCUAAAUUUACGCGCAUUUAUCCGAAAAUCGAUUAACAACGUGUUCUUCCAAUUUAUAUAUGAAACAGAACGUCAUAAUGGUAUUGCAGAAUUAUUAGAAAUUCUUGGAAGUAUUAUCAAUGGUUUUGCAUUACCAUUAAAAACAGAACAUAAAACAUUCCUCACAAAGGUGUUGAUACCUUUACAUAAAGUCAAAUCAUUGACAUUGUAUCAUCCACAAUUAGCUUAUUGUGUUGUGCAAUUUCUAGAAAAAGAUCCUUCAUUGACAGAAGAAGUCAUUUGUGGCUUAUUAAGAUACUGGCCAAAGGUAAACAGUCCCAAAGAAGUAAUGUUUUUGAAUGAGAUUGAGGAAAUCUUGGAUGUUAUAGAACCACAAGAGUUUGUAAAAAUUCAAGUACCAUUAUUUCAACAAAUUGCACGAUGUGUAUCGAGCCCACAUUUUCAGGUUGCUGAAAGAGCGUUAUAUUAUUGGAACAAUGAGUACAUUGUUAAUCUGAUAGGAGAUAAUGUAAAUGUCAUUUUACCAGUAAUGUUUCCUCCUUUGUACCAAAAUUCUAAAGCUCAUUGGAAUAGAACGAUCCAUGGUUUAGUAUAUAAUGCGUUAAAGUUAUUCAUGGAAAUUAAUCCAGCACUAUUCGAUGAAUGUACGGCACAAUACAAAAAAAGCCGCCAAGAGGAAAAGAAACGAAUGAGGGAACGAGAGGAAACAUGGCAUAGGUUAGAAAGAACAGCUGCACAUAAUGCUCAAGGUCUUCCGUUGCCUUAUGCAAUUGGUGGUCCUUUAACAUCUUCAAGAACUAAUGUAGCCAGUGAGUUAGCAGACAACAAUUCUGAUGAAGAACCCGUAGAACCCAAAGGUGACGUACCAGAAGAUAACGAUGUGCACGGGGAAAUGCAACCAUUUGAAGGAGGUGGUGAAUUCAAUCAGUUUCGCCGUAAAUCCAUCAUACCUGUUGAUGAAAGUGUGUUGUCUGAACUAUCUAGGCAUCGUAGUUUGGACGACGUUCUUAACGGACCUCCUGCUCCUGACGGAAGUAACUUAAACAACUAG